AUGGAACUGGCUGACAUGAUUGAAGCACGCAGCAAGGAUGGCAAGGACUAUGGAGUGAUCCUGCUUCCAGAAGGCCUUAUUGAGUUUAUUCCUGAGUUUAACUCACUGAUUUCAGAAAUCAACGACAAGCUGGCACAGCCUGAGAUUCAACCCACAGAGGAGGCCAUUCUUAGUGUCCUAUCCAAAGACAACGCAGAGUGCUUCAGGUAUUUGCCUGGCUUCAUCCGCGCACAGCUUCUCCUUGACCGGGACCCUCAUGGAAAUGUGCAGGUAGCCAAGAUUGAGACAGAGAAGCUACUGGCUGCCACAGUUCAGAAUGAGCUGCAGAACCGCAGAGCAAAUGGGUACAAGGGCAAUUUCUCGCCUCAAUUCCACGCCUUUGGCUAUGAAGGUCGAGCGGGCCUGCCCACGGUCUUCGAUUCAGCAUAUUGCUACGCAUUGGGAUACACAGCAUCCUCAUUACUGGUCAAUGGCUGUACUGGCCUGAUUGCUAGCGUCAAGAACUUGCUGGCCCCUUGCAAGGAUUGGCAGUGUGGCGGCGUUCCAGUGACUUCCUUGUGUGUCAUCGAACGGCGCAAGGGCAAGGACAAACCAGUGAUCCGAAAAGCCCUGGUGGAGCUCACUGGCAGCUUGUCUCAGCCAUUUGAGUUCUACAAGAAGAUUCGGAGCAGUCUUCGAAUCACCGACAUGUGA
Messenger RNA from Durusdinium trenchii, 693 nucleotides. Lineage: Eukaryota; Dinophyceae; Suessiales; Symbiodiniaceae. The record is from the annotation of a GenBank genome assembly.